This is a messenger RNA of Adineta ricciae, 1803 nucleotides long. The record is from the annotation of a GenBank genome assembly. Lineage: Eukaryota; Metazoa; Rotifera; Eurotatoria; Adinetida; Adinetidae.
AUGCCAUUGAGAUUUCGAAGAAAACGUAUAUUUUUCGUCUUUUUCCUCUUUCUUUCAAUAAUUUACUUGAUAAAUCAACAGAUCGAAUACUCAGUAGACACUAAUGAGGUAAUACAUCGAGAGGAGAAACAUGUAUCAUCAUCUACGCCACGAAUACACGGAAAACUCGUCGAUAUCCUAGGAAGAAAAGUUCAGAAAAUCGAUUGGCAUGAUUAUGCGGCCAUAGCUCGUGAUACUGCUCGAACAGGUUUGGGUGAGGGUGGUGCAGGUGUUGAACCAAGUACACAAGAACGAAAUAGUGCUGUGUUUCAACAACUCUAUCGAGAAAAUGGCUUUAACGCUUUUAUAUCUGAAAAUAUCUUCGUUCAUCGGUCAAUAAAAGAUAUCCGACAUCCAGACUGUAAAAAGAAACUCUAUCUGGCUGAAUUACCCUCCGUUAGCAUUAUCAUCCCCGUUCGUAAUGAACAUCUGACUACGUUACUACGAUCGAUUUAUAGCAUAUUAAAUCGAACACCACCAAAACUUCUGACGGAAAUCAUUCUUGUUGAUGAUGCCAGUGUGAAAGCUAAUUUGAAAUCGCCGCUCGAUAAUCAUAUCGCUAAUCUAACCAAAGUUCGCAUUAUUCGUCUUCAGAAUCGUGAAGGACUCAUCCGUACGCGAUUAGCUGGUGCUCGUGAGACUAAAGGUGAUGUACUGAUAUUUUUUGAUUCACACAUCGAAGUUAAUAUUAAUUGGCUUCCUCCAUUAAUUGAACCGAUUGCUAUGGAUUAUAAAACAAGUGUUUGUCCGCUCAUUGAUGUGAUUAAAUGGGAAACCUUUGCCUACGUUGCACAGGAUGAAGGUGCUCGAGGUGCAUUCGAUUGGCAGAUGUAUUACAAACGGUUACCGUUGUUACCCGGUACUGUUGAAAAGCCAACUGAACCGUUUGAUGACCCAGUGAUGGCCGGCGGACUUUUUGCAAUUAGUAAAAUAUGGUUUUGGGAAUUGGGUGGUUAUGAUGAAGGUUUGGAUGUUUGGGGUGGUGAACAGUAUGAAAUGUCAUUUAAAAUCUGGCAAUGCGGAGGACGUCUUGUCGAUGCGCCUUGUUCGAGAGUGGGACAUAUCUAUCGACAAUUUAAUCCACAUGGUGGUUUCGAUUUUGGAGACUACCUAUCACGAAACCAUAAAAGAGUAGCCGUCGUUUGGAUGGAUGAAUAUGCUGAAUACAUAUAUAAACGAAAUAGUCGAAUACGGCAUGUAGAUGCAGGCAAUAUUAAAAAACAAGUGGCUUUGAGAGAAAAGCUACGAUGUAAAUCUUUUAAAUGGUUUAUGGAAAACGUUGCAUUCGAUCUUCCUCAAUAUUAUCCACCUGUUCCACUUCCAGCAUACGCUGAAGGAGAAAUUCGUAGUACAGCUGCAGAUCUAUGUAUAGACACAAAACAUGCUGGAGAACGUGGAACAUUCGGUCUUGAUGAUUGUGUGAAAGAUCAGCAAGGAAGAAGUGGCGAACAGAACUUUGAAUUGAGUUGGCGACAAGAUAUUCGACCCAAAAGUCGCGAAAUUUGUUUCGACGUUCCCAGUCGGGGCAAACGUACACCAGUGGUGCUCUUUAAUUGUCAUGGUAUGCGUGGUAAUCAACAUUUCGUUUACAAUCCUAACAACUUCCAUAUUCUACAUGUUGCUACUAAUUUCUGUUUGGAUUGUGAUGUGGAUAGCAAGAUGAUCUUUAUGGAUGAAUGUGAAGUAGAGAAGAAAACGCAACAAUGGAAGUUUUCUUCUUACAAUGAUACAUUAAUUCUUAAGGAUCUGCAAAAGUUUUUCUAG